This is a messenger RNA of Macadamia integrifolia, 771 nucleotides long. RefSeq lists its product as uncharacterized. NCBI's taxonomy places the organism in Eukaryota, Viridiplantae, Streptophyta, Magnoliopsida, Proteales, Proteaceae. The coding region runs from base 138 to 311 and encodes 57 amino acids. The transcript is spliced from 3 exons. The record is from RefSeq and is a predicted model, not a curated record.
UCUUCCUCCACUUCCGUUCCUCUCUCCGAAAAGGCUCUCUGGUUCAUCGAAUUGCCUGAAUCAAAGGAUUACUGAUUAGUAACCACUGCUGGAAUCCUCCGGAGAAGGCGUGAUUUGGGCGGCGAAAUAGGUUAAAGAUGCCACACAGAACCCGGCCUAUGACUGCUCUCUUAGUGUUUAUGGGAGUGAAUGUUGUUUUGGUAUCAACAAUUACUCCAGUGUAUGAUUUCGUUUGCUUCCUUCCAUACUGGGAAAGAAGGAGAGAACAUCUUCGAAAGGAACGUGAAGCUGCUUUAACAAAGGGGCCCUGAAUCUGCCUAAAGUAUUUUCUGACGCAAACUUUUCAAAUCACUGAUUUAUGUGCCUCAUUGUUGUGUUGUAAGGUUGUAAUAUCUAUUUUCCUGGAAGGGGAAAAUAGAACUGGAAGAUGUGUUUCUUGUAGCAAUUGCUGAUGAAUUGGUAGACGGUGUGGUGCUGGAUGUGUGAGUCGUGACAGGUAGGCUUUAUCUGUUGGAGAGUCUACUUAAGUAUACCUUAUGACACUAAAAAUCAAAUUUGAGAGUGGAAAAACUAGAACUUGUAGAGGUAAAACCCUAUGUAUUUCAAAGCUGGUAGGAGAAGUAUGUGAAAACUGAAUAGCUGUUCAAUUUUUUUCUACCUUCCUAACCCCUCCACCCUUCUUGGGGAUGAUGAAAAUAUGAGAUCAAAUUUUUUGUGUAAAAAUAAAUAUUAAAGAUAUUUGCCAAUAAUAAGGAUGAAGUUUGAUGAUCA